Molecule: messenger RNA, 444 nt
Organism: Parnassius apollo (apollo)
Lineage: Eukaryota; Metazoa; Arthropoda; Insecta; Lepidoptera; Papilionidae
Source: the annotation of a GenBank genome assembly
AUGGUUAGCGACAAUGGACAGGAAAAGGAAAAACAAGAGAGAGUAGAAGAAAUUUAUUAUACAACAUUUAAAUGUAGAGAAAAGGAUAAAGUAAAAAUAGGCAAAGAAGUCAGUGAUGAGAUAAUAGGAUCGGAAGAAAAAAAGGGACAAGACAAAGGAUACGAGAUCAGUGGUGCGGCAUUUGAUUCAAUUAUAAUUCCUUUAGAUAAAGAUUUGUUAUUUGAUUUAAAUAAUUUUGAAGAAAUAUGUGAUGAUCUAGAAGUUUUGGACGAGACAGACGUCAAUGUCGACAACAGCAAACAUAAAAUAACCAAUAGAAAGCGAAAUUGCAUUCAAGAAGAGAAGUGGGAAAUUAAAACACAAAAGAUACCUAAAUUAAAUACAGAGCAGUCAGCCGUCACUCUAAGUGCCAUAAAUGUAAAAUUCGAACAUCAUGGCAAUUAA